AUUCACUAGAGCGCGCCUCGCAACGGCAGAAGGCCUGCACGACAAACAAAGAUCGCCUGCUGCUCGGGAGUGUGGCUGCGGGCUGGAAACGCGCUGGAUGCGGUCACCACUCCUCGGCACGGGCCCGUGACUGAUUUUGGGUCAACCAUCUCCGGCUGCACUGCUAGGCCCACACCAUGGAGAGAGCUGGGCCUGGAAGACAUGGCAGAGGAGGGCGCCGCAGCUCUCCAACAUCGACUUCUGCAGGCAGCUGGCAGUCAGCACCUCGCCAUUACGUUCCUGUCACUCAGGUUUUGUCGGUGCAUCCCAGAUCACGGGCACAGGUAUACAUCGCCCAGCCAUCAGUAACGAGGCCCGUUCGCACAGUAGGUGUGGGCGCCUCGACCAGGACAGCGCACUUCCAGCCAGGCAGAACGACGCCGGAGGCGCCCCGCGGCGGCGCCCCCGCAGCGGUUCUCUGCCCCCGUGUGCCUCCAGUGAGAGCUCGCUUUGGCUGCCCUCCGCAGUCGCCCUUCCCCAGGACCUGGGGUGGGUCACAUCCGUGGUCGCGCACUGCCUUCCGACCCUUCAGGGCUCCAGAGGCAGCCAGAGGGAGGGCGCCAACCUCAGUCUCGGCGGGUGACCACACUAUGUGGCAGCAAGUUAGUGCGGCAACUGCAAUACCGCCGCCGCAGUCUUACCGCGGGGUACAGCACAACAGCCUGCGCCGGCGGCAGCAGCAGCAGCAGCAGCAGCAACAGCAACAGCAACAACAGCGGCAGCAGCAGUCACUGGUCUAUGGGGCAGGUGGCUUCUAUGGCUUAGGAGACCCAGAACUUGACCAGGCCCUGGAUGACGAAGUGGCCUGGUACUUCCCGGAGCACCGAGAUCGCCCUAUCAGGAUGUACAUACCGUUUCUCGGGUACAUCCUGGACGAAUAGAUUUGCCAUGUGAGGAUGUACAAACGGUGACGCUGGUAGCUCCCGACCACCAGAGCAGCCCGAUCACGACGUACUCAUUAUGACGACGGUACUUCCACAACCAGUGCACCUGCACCAGCCAGAUGUACAUAAUGCUAUGGUGGUACUUCACCCAACAACUGCAUCUGCCGCAUUUCGCUGUAUAUUCCGUGAUGUUCGGCACUUCACCAGUGUCUGGACCAGUCCCAUCAGCAGGUACAAACUGUGACGCUGUUACUUUCUUGGCCAUCAAUUCCAUCCACUCUGGAUGUGCAUACAGUGAUAUUGGAACUGGAUCUACCUCAUCAGGAUGAACUUUCCGUGACGCUACUGUUUGUUUCUCUACUGACGAGCUAAUGGGCGCUCCACCAAUCUUAAAAGCGUCAGCUGAUAUGCUGUAGUAGCACCAUACACGUUUCACAGCGACAUAAAAAAAUCACACUCCAGUUAUCACCGUGUAAGAUUACCCAACUCCCUGUUAGUAGAAUACAGUGUUCGGUUUGUAGGGGAAUACCAAGGAUUCGAAGCAGUAAGCAGGUUUGGGUGGGU
Schistocerca gregaria is the source of this 1487-nucleotide messenger RNA. RefSeq lists its product as uncharacterized. The record is from RefSeq and is a predicted model, not a curated record. The transcript has 4 exons. Lineage: Eukaryota; Metazoa; Arthropoda; Insecta; Orthoptera; Acrididae. Bases 177 to 920 code for a protein of 247 amino acids.